AUGAUAAAAAGAUGGCUGACUAUUAGUGGGUCUAGUAAAAAGAAAAACAAGGAGGAAAAUGCCUCAUCUAACUAUAAUAAACCUUCAUAUAACAGCACUACUUCAACAAAUACAAUUACAACAACUUCGACAAAUAAUGGCAAUUCAAAUGAAACUACUUCUAGGGGAAGACCGUAUUUGAGUAUUGAUAGUCAAAAAUUCAAAAAAUCAAAUUCUUUAAACCAAUCAAUGGAAUCAAUCCAUUCAUAUAGUGAAAAGCCAAUGAAUACGUCAACUAUAGAAGAAAAAGCAAGACUUCAUGAACAAAUGUUACAUCAAUAUAACUCUAAUCAUGCAAUGAAAAAUAAUUCACAACAGUUAAAUAGAAAUAAUGUUAAUGCUCAAAAUAACUUGCCUACUCAAGUGUCUAUCGAAUCACCACGAUUGUCUCCUUUUGAUUCGUCAUUAAAUGACCAUUUUAAUAAACGGUAUUCUCAUAGUAUUGGUAAUAACAUAAACAACAGUAACAUGAAUAAUAGUAUUGAUAUAACUGAUAAUUCUUAUUUAAAUGUUAAUGACGAUACUGCAAUUGAUAAAUCUACUCCAACAAAAUCUAAUUACAUAGAUUAUUCGGAUAUUAAUAACAAGAUAUCAAAUACGGUUUAUCCGCAUAUAAAUCAUAAAUAUACUGAUGACGAUGAUGGUGUUGUUGAUGCUAAAAAUAUCCAAUUGAACAAUAAAGUUAAUGAAGUAAGUUUAAAUGAUAAAGUUAAUGCCGCUGCAAGUUUAAAUAAUAAAGUUAAUGAAUUAAGUUUAAAUGAUAAGGUUAAUGAAUUAAGUUUAAAUGAUAAGGUUAAUGAAGUAAGUUUAAAUGAUAAGGUUAAUGAAGUAAGUUUAAAUAGUAAAGUUAACGAAUUCAGCUGGAAUAAUGUUGGAGAUAACUUAAAUAACACCAAUACUGGUUUUAAUAAGGCCCAUACUGAUAGUUUGAGCAAAUCUAAUGGUGUUAAUUUAAAUAGUCAUUCUCAAGCAGCUACUAUUACCCAAACCCUUUCUUCUACAGCUAUAGAGCCAUAUACUCUUCACCAGACUACAGAUAACAAAAAUAUUCCCAAAGAAAAUCCUAUGGAACCAAUUAGGCCAGCUCAAAAUGGUUACCAAAAUCCAAUUAUUACACCUCAAAAGCAACCUGAUGUAGAGGCUCAUGAUUUUCAAAAUAAACAAAGAUCCUAUUCCCAAACAUCAAUUACUCCUACAACGAAAUUCGAAAGUCCUAAUUCUAAAAUUACUACUACUCAACAAACGAAGUUUAUUAGGCCUGAACUAAAUGUGCAACAUACAGUACCUCUAAUUCAAACUUCAGCAUACCAUUCAUCACCCAAAGCAAGCACAAAUCCCUUUCACUCUUCUAAUAUUGAAUCGGCUCAAAUAAAUACUCCUUCAAUGAUAAAUACCGAAAGAUCAGCUUCAAUAAUUCCCACUAUUACAACAAUUGAUCAUAACCAUUCAGCAUUACAACCAAGGACAAAUCCUUUAAUCCCAUUUGGUGAUGGUUCAAAUAAAGUAUUUGGCUAUGAGAAUUUUGGUAAUACUUGCUAUUGUAAUUCUGUAUUGCAAUGUUUGUAUAACAUGACUAAUUUACGUACUAAUAUAUUACAGUUUCCACCAAGACCAAUAUCAACAAAUGAAAACAUGAAUUCCAGCCAUAAUAAUAAUAGUAAUAAUAAUAACACUCAAAUAUUUAAUAGACAUAGAAAAAAUGAAAUGAAGGGGAAGACCCCAAGAAUAUUUACCGAGGCAAGUUUUGAUAAAAAAAAUAAUGCUAACAAUAAUAGUAAUAGUAAUAGCACUGAUAGUCAUAAGAAUCAAAAUGAUGCUUCAACCUCUAAUUCGAAAGAUCAUCCUAGUACAGCUAGCACACAAGUUUUAUUAACUGCAGAUACUAUUAUUACUGAAACAGCAACAAAGAGAGGACAUGUUAUUGUUGGUAGAGCCGAUAAAAAAUUGUUCCAUGAUUCCCACAAUAAUACACCAGUUAUACUUACUGCUCCUCCUAAUGCAGUUAUAGCUGAUAAUACAAACUCUACAAUUAUUAGUAACACGGAAAACAAUGGUAAUAUGCAGAAAGAAAACAACGGUUCCGCACAAUAUACAGGUACUACCAUAAAUUCUACCAUCAGUAAAACUAUUUCAACACAAACAUCAUCAUCUAUUUAUAAUUGGGAUCAUGAUGAAAGAUUACCAAGUGAAUCAAGAAAGAAAACUGCAUUGAUUAGAGGGCCUGUACUAAACAUUGAUCAUUUGUUGAAUGAAUCAGGUAAGUCAAACUUAUAUAAUGGGUUGAAAGAUAUAUUUGAAUGUAUCACUGAAAAUCAUUAUUUAACCGGUAUUGUUUCUCCUGUAGAAUUUGUGGAAAUUCUUAAAAGGGAUAACAUUCUCUUCAAUUCAAGAAUGCAUCAAGAUGCACAUGAAUUUUUAAACUUUCUAUUAAAUGAAUUAAGUGAUUACAUGAUAAAAUGUAUUAAUGAAGAAAAUUUAAAAAAGACUAUUGCAAAUAACCCUAACACUGAUACUCAUAAUACUUUGACUCAAUCUCACACAUCAAAUAACCAACAAGAAGAGGAUAACAACUUACCACGAAUGUCCGAUUUUAUUUCAGAUUUAUUUAGAGGUACAUUGAUCAAUAAAACCAGAUGUUUAACUUGUGAUAAUGUAACUUCACGUGAAGAACCAUUUUUGGAUUUUCCAAUUGAAGUUAAGGAUGAUACUGAGACAAAUAUUCAAACUGAAUUAAAAAGUUACCAUCAAAGAGAAAUGUUAAAUGGUUCAAAUAAAUUUUAUUGUGAUGAAUGUGGUGGUUUACAAGAGGCGGAAAGAAUAGUGGGAUUAAAACAACUUCCGAAGACUUUAUCAUUACAUUUGAAAAGAUUCAAAUACUCUGAAGAGCAAAAUUGCAAUAUUAAAUUAUUCAAUAAAGUUAAUUAUCCCUUAUAUUUAGACGUAUCUUCUAGUUUUAAUCCAAAUAUUAAUAAGAGAUAUGAAUUAAAUGGUAUUGUCGUUCAUAUGGGUGGUGGUCCACAGCAUGGCCAUUAUGUUGCUAUUUGUAAAAAUGAUAAAUUUGGUUGGUUAUUGAUGGAUGAUGAAACGGUUGAAACUAUUAGUGAAGAAACUGUGUUAAGGUGUAAAGGUGAUUCGAAAGAUUUAACAACUGCAUACGUUUUAUUUUAUAAAGAAUGCACUCCUCUAAAUUCAUCCGAAGAGGAAGAAAAGCAAUUCAAAGAAGAAACUAAGAAGAGAAUUGAUGAUAAUAUCAGACACCUAGUUACAGUCGAUAAACAUAUGAGAGAACGCUUAAAGAAAAAAUCAGUUGCAAGCGUCCAUAGUUCAAGUGAUGAUGUUGAUGAAAAGAUACUGAUGGUUAACGGUAAUGGUGGUACUGCGUUAACCUCUAAUAAUGCAUCCAAUAGUCCAAAUCCUAACGUUAAGCAAACUAAGAGAAAAUCUAGAUUAUUGAGCUUUUACAAAAAAUCUAAAUGA
This is a messenger RNA of Henningerozyma blattae CBS 6284, 3516 nucleotides long. RefSeq lists its product as uncharacterized. Gene Ontology annotation, cellular component: nucleus; cytosol. The transcript has a single exon. Gene Ontology annotation, biological process: protein deubiquitination. Lineage: Eukaryota; Fungi; Ascomycota; Saccharomycetes; Saccharomycetales; Saccharomycetaceae. Gene Ontology annotation, molecular function: cysteine-type deubiquitinase activity; cysteine-type endopeptidase activity. The record is from RefSeq and is a predicted model, not a curated record. The coding region runs from base 1 to 3516 and encodes 1171 amino acids.